GACUUGUAGAUAUCCUGGGCUUGGACUAAGCGUAUAUAUAGCAGGUAGAUUAUUUAGCAGUAAGUAAGCCUGUCCGGGCCUUUGUAUGCUCACAUUCUAAAGCGGAACUGCAUGAUUGUGCUUCGCUUUCCCAAAGACAGAACCACUAAAACGAAAGGAACCCAUCGGCUCAAGCACUCUCGACACCAAGGGUGAGUGAGCAUUUUGGUUGCUUGAUAGCUAGAACACACGAUCGAACUCUCCCUAACGGAUUGGUGAGUUAUUCAUUUGCUCCUACUUCAACAACCAGUCUGUUCAUUUUGCGGAUCGGCACCUGGAAUCACGGACAUCUGGGGUGAAAUUGCGUGCAUCAACCUGUCCAUGCCAAUUCCAAAGCUCAAUCAAGACCGACCAUUGAGUGCGACUCUAAGGACAGGAAAAUGCCUAUUCAUGGGGCCGCCAUGAGCUUGAUGCUCAAGAAAGGGAACAAUCGGCGUCGGGAAGAAGAAUUGUGGAAGGCUUUCACCGAUGCCGACACCAAUAAAGAUGGCUAUCUGUCGAUGGAAGAGUAUGUGGGAGUGUUUCAAAACCACGGCAUUGCCAUAACACAUGAAGAGGUGCUUCUCUUCUUCAACAGCAAGGACAGAGAUCGGGACGGACGAAUAUCGUACGAAGAAUUCUGUGAUAGAGAAACUGUGAACGAGCGUGCCUUUAAAGCCAUGGACAUCAAUAGCGACGGGUUUGUCACGAAGUCCGAAAUGCUCAAAGCCUCUAACAGAUCCACAAGAAGGUUAAGUGCCAAUGAUGUUGAAGCCUGCUUUAAGGAGUUCGACAAGGACAAAGAUGAGAAACUGAGUUACGAAGAGUUCUGCGACAUGAUGAACACGAGACGGCACACACUCGAGUUGCUCCUUGAACAUCAUCGCUCACAUGACGAGGAAACUGAGACUGCCACAACAACUCUUUGUGAAGACGAUGCUUGUUCCACUACCACUCAAGAAACCAACGUGGAUUAGCAGUUCCAAUCAUUUGUUCAGAAACGUAAAACGAAUUGAGGAAAGAUAAGCAAUGAUUGGCAAAACCUGUUUCGGGGCCAAUCAAAAGAAUGGCGCAAAAUUUCCAAUUUUUCGUUCGGAUUCUAAGAUUAAGAUUGCCGCUGAAUGAGUUUUGAUGCAAUGCUCUCUUCAAUCCCUCCCUUUAACUUGGUCUUUAUCGAGAGUUAUUUAGCAAAUAGCUAAUAUUUGAAAGAUUUUUCCACGGAUCUGACCCAUAUUUAUAUGCCUUGAUACCCAUGGUACAUUGAUACAAAACACAUCAAGUUAACCUUCAUCUGCCCAAGUAACAGCUUAGUCAUAGAUCAAGAAAAUUCUUGCGCUACGACGGCCUCUUGGGAAUUUUCUUCUGUCGUUCUUUAACGACGAGAGACGAAUGACACUCCUCGAUUUAUGGGUGACUUUGAACCUAUUACAUUAAUAGUUGGUGGGUACCUCGCCAUGUUGGGGUGAAUUUCUUUGAUCGUCCGUUAGGAAAUUUGUGCAUUAAAUUUAUUCCAAAUAGAUUGAUCGAAACUUUUAAAAGAAUAUUUACUAUUUUCUGAGAAACCUUAACUAGAGACCACCCUUUCGAAUGGCUUUGAUGAUAGACCAAACAUACAUUGCUAAUUUUCCAUUUCAAUACCUUUGUCAAUCCAUCACUUAAGCAAAUUUUGGUAGUCCUGUAUUCACCUCAAACGUGCCUCCAUGGCUUUCAUCUUUUUGCGAUCUUUAUGAGUCUAAAUAGCAUUCAAUGUUUCUCAUUUUUCUCCGAAUCAUGAGAUCUCUGAACCUCAGUAUUCAUCUCAAAUGUAUAAAUCAACACUGUGAUCUUUUCCCUUCAAAUGAUUCUUUAAGAGAACAACCUACUCCAAAUCAUUCGCUCUAUUCUCUCAAGCUGUAGGCAACCUAUCCCUUCAUGUAUUUUGCCUUCCACGGAUCACAGUUAAGCUAAAGGAAAUCUCAUUCGACUUUUUUAUUGUUUUGGAUGUGUGCUACUAUUUGCUUGUGUUCAAGUUUAACAAUUCUCCGUCUUCAGCCUCACAAGAUUUGAAAAUAUAUUGUAUGUAGUUCUCUCUA
This is a messenger RNA of Tigriopus californicus, 2090 nucleotides long. RefSeq names its product calmodulin-4-like. The record is from RefSeq and is a predicted model, not a curated record. Gene Ontology annotation, molecular function: calcium ion binding. NCBI's taxonomy places the organism in Eukaryota, Metazoa, Arthropoda, Copepoda, Harpacticoida, Harpacticidae. The transcript is spliced from 3 exons. Bases 420 to 995 code for a protein of 191 amino acids.